Closterium sp. NIES-65 is the source of this 2673-nucleotide messenger RNA. The record is from the annotation of a GenBank genome assembly. Lineage: Eukaryota; Viridiplantae; Streptophyta; Zygnematophyceae; Desmidiales; Closteriaceae.
AUGUCUUCUCCUGAGAUUCCGCCGCCAACCGCGUGUGUAGCAGACUGGAAGCGCACCAAGCAACGCCUUCUUUUCGCGUCGCUUGUUCUCAUAUUGGUCGUCGUCGCUCUAUUUCUUCACUCCUCGCUCUCAAAACCUGACGUUCUGAAUCUCGGAACAGAAGAGACGACGGAAACGCUAACGCAAACGGAAUCUGCGCCAUCUGCUGCUGUAAGCCAAGCCGAGCUUGCAGAGGGUCCCCAACCUACGCCGGAGCAGCAAUCCGAACCAAAGAAACCGUUUGAGCCUAAGCCAGAACGCGAAACCGCGGUUUCGCCAUCUACCACUUGCGAUCUAUCCGUUGGAAGCUGGGUGGCAAACCCGUCCCGCCAGCCACAGUACACAGGCGAGAGCUGCAAGAGCCUGAGUCGGGCGUUCAACUGCCAGCGCAACGGGCGUGUCAACAUGCGGUACCUGCAGUACGAGUGGCGCAGCCCUGGCUGCCGCAUUGAGAGGUUCGAUGCAUCUGCCUUCCUGGAGCACAUGCGCAACAAGGUGUUUCUGGUCGUGGGGGAUUCUGUCUCCAUGAAUUUCUUUGGAGCCCUACAGUGCCUCCUCGAGACAGCCACUCCGACCAAGGUGUCCCCUGUUCAUGCAACCUUCCCUUCCUCCACACUCAUAUUUCUACCUGCCUGCCCUCCCAACCCGCCCAGGGAUGGCCCGCUGUUCCCAGGAGGACCAAACACUUAUGCUGUGAUUGCACCACACCUCAAUGCUCACUUCCCUUCCUCCACACUCGUCCUGGUUUUACCCGCCUGCCCUCCCAACCCCCAUGGACAGAGCAGGGAUGGCCCGCUGUUCCCAGGAGGGCCAAGAACUCGCGCCUUGAUUGCACCGCAAUUCAAUGCCACCUUCCUAAGCCACGCCUCCUCCUUCCUCGUCCAAUCUACUCCCAGUGUGCAUCUGGAUCAGGCGCAUCUGGGUCAGGCGCAUCUGGAUCAAACACAUCUGGAUCAGGCGCAUCUGGAUCAGACGCAUCUGGAUCAAACGCAUCUGGAUCAGGCGCAUCUGGAUCAAACGCAUCUGGAUCAGGCGCACCUGGAUCAGGCGCAUCUGGAUCAGGCGCAUCUGGAUCAGGCGCAUCUGGAUCAAACGCAUCUGGAUCAGGCGCAUCUGGAUCAGGUGCAUCUGGAUCAAACGCAUCUGGAUCAGGCGCAUCUGGAUCAGGCGCAUCUGGAUCAAACACAUCUGGAUCAGGCGCAUCUGGAUCAGACGCAUCUGGAUCAGGCGCAUCUGGAUCAAACGCAUCUGGAUCAGGCGCAUCUGGAUCAGGCGCAUCUGGAUCAGGCGCAUCUGGAUCAGGCGCAUCUGGAUCAAACGCAUCUGGAUCAGGCGCAUCUGGAUCAAACGCAUCUGGAUCAGGCGCAUCUGGAUCAGGCGCAUCUGGAUCAGGCGCAUCUGGAUCAGGCGCAUCUGGAUCAAACGCAUCUGGAUCAGGCACAUCUGGAUCAGGCGCAUCUGGAUCAGGCGCAUCUGGAUCAGGCGCAUCUGGAUACCACCUGCUGCUCAACCCUAUUGUCUGGUGCCUCCUCCCAUCUGCCUCACCAGGGCAACAAGUCCACUGCAAGCACAAGGAUGACGCAUCUGACCCGGGUGCAUUUGGAUCGCAUUACCUCCCCUGUGUUCAACCCUCGUGAUAGGACCACAGCCAGCCCGUGGACGGUGCACCUGUACUGCUCCUGUUGCUCACUCCAUGCUCCUCUGCAACCUUCCCUUCCCCUCACCCCUCUCCACUCUCCCCUCUCCACUCUCCCCUCUCCACUCACCCCUCUCCACUCUCCCCUCUCCACUCUCCCCUCUCCGUUCUCCCCUCUCCACUCACCCCUCUCCACUCUCCCCUCUCCACUCUCCCCUCUCCACUCUCCCCUCUCCACUCACCCCUCUCCACUCUCCCCUCUCCACUCACCCCUCUCCACUCUCCCCUCUCCACUCUCCCCUCUCCACUCUCCCCUCUCCACUCUCCCCUCUCCACUCUCCCCUCUCCACUCUCCCCUCUCCACUCACCCCUCUCCACUCUCCCCUCUCCACUCUCCCCUCUCCACUCUCCCUCUCCCUCCUCUGCCUCAACAGGGCGAUAGGACCACGGCGAGCACAUGGACGGUGCAUCUGGACCAGGUGCAUCCUAAUUGGUCGCCUGUGCUUCCAUACUCCGACUAUGUGGUCUUUGGGACCGGAGCUUGGUACACCAUUGUGAGCCAACCUCAAGUGCUCCGCAGCUAUGUAAAUGCGCGAGCACUCAUCUGUCUUCCACCCUUCAACAUUAUUCUUCAUCCGCCCCCGACCUCCCCUCUCCAGGCCGACCUCAAGAAGCGGCACUACAUGGCCAACCUCAAGAAGCGGCACUACAUGGUGGACAAUAAGGAGCAGCCAAGCGAGAACCGCAUGGCCACCAUGCAAACCGCCCUGCACACAGUCGCACGUUUCACGCGCAGCAUCAACUACACGGGGGUGCCCAUGCUGCUCACCUACUCGCCCGUGCACGAGAAAGUGAGACUCAACAGCACGGCUCGCGAGCUCGGCUGUAGCUCCUACAUGCGCCCCGUGGGGGUGGAGGCUCUGGAAGGGGCACAGUGGGCUGCAGAUGCGAUGGACGCUCGGAACGCACAGAUAGAGGUGGGUUUGGAGCGGUGCUGA